UCGCGCGACUCUCUCGAUCUCCAAGAUCGCUCUUCCUUCAACGAGCAAAUUCAACAUUUCUUCGGAAAUUCUUUCGUCCUUUCGGUCUACUUUCCACGAGAAUACCGACAAAAUGUUAAACAAACUCUACAUACUAUCAAUCAUGCUUUUCUUUAUCAUUGGCUUUGCUUUCGGCGCCGAAAACUACAGAGACUACGAAGAUGGAAUACAAGAGAAAACGCCGGUAGAAAAUAUUCAAGAGCUUUACAGACUUCUUAUGCAACGUAACGCUUUAGAAAAUGCUGGUUACGGUGAAAUUCCGUUUGAACAUUUAAUGAUCCGCAAAUCUCAGCGAUCACCUUCAUUGCGCUUACGCUUUGGUCGUUCAGAUCCUCAUCUAUCUGUAGGAUUACUGUCAAGACCUAUGGGCAUUGUAGCAUCACCAAGAUUUGACGAUAAUUAGAAAAAAAUGGACAGCAUGUUUUCCUUACUUUUUCC
Molecule: messenger RNA, 477 nt
Organism: Habropoda laboriosa
Lineage: Eukaryota; Metazoa; Arthropoda; Insecta; Hymenoptera; Apidae
Gene: sNPF
Product: short neuropeptide F
Exons: 4
Coding region: 113-442 (109 amino acids)
Source: RefSeq, a predicted model, not a curated record